UAAAGCAAACUCUGAUUUUUCUCUAAGUUACGCGGACAAAUUGAAAUAAAGAGGUAUUUCUUCUCAAUGGAGGUCUGAAAAAUGGUGCACAUCUCUUUUCUUUUUGAAUUUUCAUCUUGUUUCUACUUUUUAGUAUCAACGUUCAUUUUUUAUUUGUGAUUGAGAAUACAUGUCGCUUAACAAAACUCUCUGGUGACUGUGACAGAGUUUCCAAUAAUUUGAAAAUUUGAAGAGUCAAUUAGGGUAAAAGAGUCAUUUUAGUUAUUUUGUUAGCAAUUUAACCCCCCUUUUUUUUUUCGUAAAUAAACGGCGAGUUGAAAUUGCGGAGCCCCAAUUCCUCCACAAAACCCCUCUGAACAGCUACGAUGAUCGGAUAUUGAGUUGAUCUUCUUCCUCCUAAGUUCCCUAUCUCGAAGAAUCAGAAUUUCUCAAAUUUGGAUCCAACUUACCGAUUUGAUCAUCUUUCGAGUUCCCUAUCUCCAAGACUCCAAGUAUCAGAAAUCCUCAAUUCUAAAGCCAAUCCACAAAUUGUUGACGAAAUUCUCUAACCAUGGAAUCCAGCAUUCUUGAAUCGAUUGGCGUCGAAAUUAUCGGCGUAAUGACCCCAGUUUCGAUCUGCAUGCUCCUAGUCGUUCUCUUGGUAUACGCCCUCACUCCUUCCUCCCCCGACCCAACGCCAUUUCGCACUGCUGCAACGCUGGUCUACCUCGAAAGCCCCUCUGACUCGACAACCCAGAAACUAGAAGGUGCAUUACUCAACGCUGCAGUGUUCGUCAUACUCAUCGCUGCGGUUACUUUUCUCCUUGUGGUUCUGUAUUAUUAUAAUUUCAGCAAUUUCUUGAAGAACUACAUGCGAUUCUCGGCAUUCUUUGUACUGGGUUCUAUGGGUGGAUCAAUCUUUCUGUCGAUAAUUCAACAUUUCUCCAUACCUAUUGAUUCAAUAACCAGUUCUGUUCUGCUUUUCAAUUUUACUAUUGUUGGUGUUCUGUCGAUUUUUUCUCGUGGAUUUCCGAUAUUCUUGCGGCAAGGGUAUAUGGUUCUUUUGGGAAUCAUUGUUGCCACAUGGUUCACUAAGUUACCAGAAUGGACGACGUGGGUGUUGCUUGUGGCAUUGGCAGUGUAUGAUUUAGUUGCUGUUUUGGCUCCUGGUGGACCGCUGAAGCUGUUGGUUGAGAUGGCCUCGAGCCGAGAUGAGGAACUUCCAGCAUUGGUUUAUGAGGCUCGGCCAGUUGUCUCAAGUAGUCCAGGGGGUCGUCGCUCAACAGCAUUGGGUCUUUUGGUUGCUAGUUCAUCAGAGUCAGGUUCUGUUGAGCUCCAGCCGGUGGGACAGAAUAAUGGAGGUCGAAAUGACACUGUAUUAGGAAAUCGUAUAAAUUCUGAUCGCUCUCCUGUUGAACCAGGAAAUCGUCAAGCUGAUGAGACUAACAGUAACAUCGAGGAUGAGAUAUCACCUCUAGUUGCUCAUUCGGGAAGGAGACGGUCAACGAGUACUGAAGUUUCUAACUACUCGACGGUGGAUAUUGUGUCCCUACAAGCUCGUAUAUCUGGGAAUGCAGAAUCUGAAAAUGCUAUUGAAGAGGAAAUGUCACCCCUUGUUGAACUUCUUGGUUUGGAGAAUGAAAGAGAACAAACGAGGAUGAACAGUGGCAAUGGCCAUGAUAUGUCUAUGACCACAACGCCAGGUAUCAAACUUGGUCUUGGGGACUUUGUCUUCUACAGUGUUCUUGUGGGUAGAGCUGCUAUGUAUGAUCUGAUGACUGUGUAUGCUUGUUACCUUGCAAUCAUAUCUGGACUUGGCUGCACCCUUAUUUUAUUGGCAGUGUGCCACCGAGCACUGCCGGCUCUCCCCAUCUCUAUUACAUUGGGCGUCAUGUUUUACUUCUUGACACGGUUAUUAAUGGAACCCUUUGUUGUUGGGACUUCCACAAAUUUGAUGAUGUUCUAACUUUUUAUUUUUUUCAUGUAAUCUCAAUACAAGUGAAAGAAUUAUAAUUGUUUCAGAUGAUAUGCAUUUCUGUAAACUACCAAAUGAGUUUACUUCUGUUUUGGUAGAACCAAAUGAGUUUACUUAUGUAUUAUUCCCUUUGCUUCUUUUGUCCUGUAAAUAUUUUUUGAUAUUUAAAUUUCUUAACUAAGAGGUGCAGAAGGAGAGGAUGUUUUUAAUA
This is a messenger RNA of Nelumbo nucifera (sacred lotus), 2165 nucleotides long. Its product is annotated as Presenilin-1. Gene Ontology annotation, molecular function: aspartic endopeptidase activity, intramembrane cleaving. Gene Ontology annotation, cellular component: membrane; gamma-secretase complex. Gene Ontology annotation, biological process: membrane protein ectodomain proteolysis; protein processing. The record is from RefSeq and is a predicted model, not a curated record. Lineage: Eukaryota; Viridiplantae; Streptophyta; Magnoliopsida; Proteales; Nelumbonaceae.